CCAGGCUGCUGCUGCUGCUGCCACACACACACACACACACACACUUGUUAUUCCCAUCAACUUUUCCUGCUUGUUUUUUCCUCUCUUAUCUUUGCUCCAGAGGAUUCUCUGAUUUUCCUAUUGACCAUAUCAGCAUGCAAUAAUACACAGCAUGCACCUGAUUCUAUGGGAAAGGACGGAGAUCCGGCAGAAGAAAACCAGAUGUGAAUGGAAAUAUUGAAGGUUUUUUUCUUCUUCUUCUUCAUUGCACAUAGGACACUAUAAGAGACAGGAUACUGCAUUUCUUCCAGGAAGGAGGGAGUUAUUCUUGUGAAUCUCAGCAUCAAUCUAACGCAGGCUGCCAGGUCAUCUGGACCUUAAAAGCAGUGGUGGAUUUUAAAUAUGAGCUGCAGACAUAAGAAGGGAUAGUCUGGAUGUUUUAUGCCCUUCUCUCUGAGGAGAAAAGUGUCGCCUCAUACUGACUGGCACAGAAGACGUCUAGGCAUAUGCAUGGCACUGAGGGACUGAGUCUUUUGGAUUAAGAGGAUGCCAGUCAGAAGGUGCAGAGGUAAAGGUGCCAAAGUGAUGGGAUGCUGCUGCCAGUCAUUGUCUUUGCUGCUGAUGCUGUUCUUUAUGGGCACUUACUGCAGAGCUCAGGUGUACAAUCUCAGCCUGGCAGUGGAUGAAGGACUGCCUCCAGGGACUUUAGUAGGGGACAUCCGUGCUGGACUGCCAGAAGGGAGCCCAGGUGAAGGCUUUUUCCUAUCUGAGGAGGAUGGAGAGUCCCCAGUGCUAAGGGACUUUUACAUUGACACCGAGACUGGCAUAGUGAGGACAUUAAGAAUUCUGGACAGGGAGAGAAGACAACAUUACAGCUUUGUGGCUGCCACUUUGCUAGGAGAUGUUGUCCAAGUAGAGAUCAAGGUGCAAGAUGUCAAUGAUCACUCACCCACCUUUCCUGUGGAAUCGCUGGGACUGCAAGUAUCUGAGCUGACACCCCCUGGCACCACCUUCAGGUUACCUGCAGCCAGAGACCCUGACACUGGGGAGUAUGGGCUGAGGGGUUACUCUUUGAUAAGGGGGAGCCAAGGAAGUCCCUUCAUCCUCAGGUAUGGGGAAAGCAAAUCUGGUGUUGGUGCUGAUGAAGAUUUUGCAGUUUGGGAUCAGGCAAGAAAGAAUGUAGGAGUGAAUGUGAAGGAGAAUAGCCCAGCUGUCCAGGAAUGGCCUGUACAUGAAAAGCUUGGUCAGGGAGACAAUGUAUAUGAUGAUUUAAAUGUAGGUCUCUCAUACUUUGUAAAUGGGACUAGUGCAGGGUUACCGGCAGAACAGAGGGGGACUUGGGUAGCAAAGUCUUUUAGUGAAUUAGAUAAGAUGGGACACAGCGAGAAAUCAAAUACAGAAAGACAAGACCAUAAGGAUGUUGAGCUUGAGUAUGCAGAAGGCAUGUCCUAUGGGACACAUACACCUGGGGAGCAACAAGAAUACACAUUAGAGGGUCAUGGUCCAGAUGUACAUUCUGAGGUUCAUCCAUAUUACUGGUAUGCUGGGGAAAAUAGCAACAAAUCAGACUUACAUAAAAAACUGCAGUUAGAAGGGUCAUCUUCCUUGACACAAAUAUCUAAUUUUCACCCCUUGGAUCUUGUGUUAGUGCACUGGUUAGAUAGGGAGGAGCUUGACAGGUAUCAGCUGGAAGUUGAGGCUUUUGAUGGUGGAUAUCCACGUAGAACUGGAAGACUUUUAAUAGAUAUCACAGUGUUGGAUGCAAAUGACAACCCCCCAACCUUUGACCAGCCCGAAUAUAAAGGAUGGGUGUGGGAAAAUGCUCCAGUUGGUACACCAGUUUGCACAGUCCAUGCAACUGACCCAGAUUUAGGUAGCAAUGCUGAGGUGACGUACACCUUACGAUCUGAUGAGGGCUACUUUUUUGUUGAAGAAACCAGUGGAGUAGUAAGAGUUAAUCGUCCCUUGGACAGAGAGCAAAAGGCUCUUCAUCAACUUGUGGUGCUAGCUAAAGAUGGAGGAUCACAACCUGAAGUGACAAGUGUCCUUGUUAUAGUAAAAGUUCUUGAUGUUAAUGAUAACAAACCCCAAAUCCAAAUCACCCUACUUACUGAUAGUGGACGCCCAGAGAUAUCAGAGGGAGCAAGGGUUGGCGAGUAUCUUGCAAGAAUUUCUGUAUCUGACCCUGACUUAGAGCUUCAUCAUGUUCCCUUGGACACUACAAACAGUCAGGAAAGAGGGGGGCAAGUAGAUAUAUCUCUACAUAGUGAUACACUGGAAGAAAGUGAUGGCAUAAUAAGACACCCACUGAUUAAUACAACACCUGGCACGGAGCAAAUACAAUUAUAUGGGAACAUAAUGGAUGCACAAGAAGAAGUGGAAAAUGGCAACAUGGGUGCACCACAACAGGUGUUUCUCACUUUACAAGGUUCUGAUGGCUCUUUUUCUCUUCGCCCUGUUGCACCUCAAAUAUAUUUUUUAUGUGUUGAAGCUCCCCUGGAUCGUGAGCAGAAGGAUUUAUAUGAGCUGACAUUGCUUGCUAGAGACUCAGGUUCUCCUCCUUUAAACACUCUUAAAAAACUCCUUGUUGCUGUCACAGAUUUGAAUGAUGAGACCCCUGUGUUUUCUCACCCUGAAGGAUACAAUGCUACAGUUUCAGAAGCUGCAUCUGCUGGUACUGCUGUGCUGACCCUUCAUGCCCAGGACCUGGAUGAUGAUGGCCCAAAUUCUUGGAUUACCUAUACUCUCCAGGACAGUGCUACUUCUUCAGCCUUUAUGUUAGACCCACAUACAGGGAUUCUCAGUCUUACCAACACACUUGACUUUGAGGCAGAGACUGUACUGAACUUAGUCGUUGUAGCUACUGACCAUGGAAUUCCUCCCCUGUCUGCCACCUGUCCUGUGACCAUAACGGUUGAGGAUGUCAAUGACAAUGAACCACUUUUCUUACAAGAGUUCUAUAACGCAACUCUGCAGGAACAUGCCGCCCUAGGACACUGCUUCCUUCAGGUGAAGGCUACUGAUGCUGACUCCGGUUCCUUUGGAGAGGUCCAUUAUGCCCUAUAUGAUAGGUUCCACAGCACUGAAGAGUCUCAGAAAUUCUCGAUUCACCCCGAUUCCGGACGUAUUUGUGUAUCACAAGAUAUUGAUAGAGAAGGAGAGCCUGGAAGUUAUGAUCUUAUUGCAAAAGCACAAGAUGGGGGUGGCCUAAGUGCUCAAGCUUUUGUUCGAGUGGUUAUAGAAGACAUAAAUGACAAUGCACCGGUUUUUGAUCAUAAAAAUGUUGUGACAACCAUCAGCAGCCAUACUCAACCAGGAACAGAGAUUCUAAAUGUGGUGGCCACUGAUAGAGAUAGCGGAAUAUUUGGAGAAAUGUUAUAUGAGCUAAUACCUGGAGACAAGACACCAAUGUUUACUAUUGACUCAUCUUCAGGAGUUAUCUAUUUGAUUGCUGCUCUCAAUCAUCUUGAAAAUUUGCAAGUGACCUUCUCGGUAUGUGCUCGAGAUAAAGGUGGAUUAACAUCUGCAGUGAAUGCAUCUGUAACAGUUAAUAUCCAAAAGACUACUGUUCCACCACCAAUCUUUGAAAAAUCCCGCUAUACAUUUGUAAUAUCGGAAAAUGUUCCAAAUGGCAGCACUGUUGGUACUGUCAAGGCUAGAGAACCUCUGAAUUCCAUUGAUCCUGUAUCCUACAGAAUACUCUCUGGUGAUCCGUAUCAAAUGUUCUCCAUAAGUUCCCAGUUUGGUAUUAUUACAACGAGAAAGCAAUUGGACCACGAGUCUCUGCCUGUUAUUAUUCUUACUGUCCAGUCACAGCUGGGGAGCUCUCCAGUCUUCACCAGUACACAGGUCAACGUUACGAUAACUGACGUUAAUGACAACCCUCCUGUUUUUCCAAGGGAGAAUGAAAUAAUAAUUGUCCCCCAGACAACUCCUCCCGGCAGUGCGCUGUAUAUUGCUCAAGCACAAGACCUUGAUGAUGGUUAUAAUGGAUUCAUCACCUACAGCAUUGCCAGUGACAACCAAGACAUGUUUACCAUUGACGCGAACCUUGGAAUUCUGUAUCUAAACACAACAUUAACCAUGGUUUGUGAACAUAUUCUUCUGAUAAUGGCAGAGGACAACGGACAUCCUCCCUUAAGUUCCCUACUUGCAUUAACCAUUAGCGUCACAAAGAACAAUCUUGGCAAUACGUUGACUUUCGGAAAUCUGGUGCAUCAAGUAGAAAUUAAUGAAGAUUUUACUUUAAACUCUAGAAUCAUCCAGGUGAAAGCUUCCAUGGAUGGGACACCAGGUCAGCAGACUAGAAUCAUCUAUUCCUUACUCCCUGUGAAUUCCCUUACAUUCGUAAUCAAUCGUAAUACAGGAUGGAUUUCGUUACGCCAGUCUUUGGAUUAUGAAAAGACUAAUAUGUACAAUCUUAUUGUGGUGGCGAGAAGCAUGGACCAGGUUGAGGAAGAAACGGCAACUACUUCUAUCAUUGUGAAGAUUUUGGAUGUAAAUGACAAUUAUCCAAUUUUCAAUCAACAUAUUUAUUUCUUCACUGUUCCUGAAAGUCCCACUCCUUAUGGCGUGGUCGGGACAAUCCGGGCAUUGGACAGGGACUCUGGGAGGAAUGGACAGCUCUCAUAUUAUCUGCUGUCCGAGGAAAGUUAUUUCCAUAUCAACUCCAAGACAGGUGAAUUGAUUAAUUCUGCAGCCUUAGAUCGUGAAUAUAAAGAGCAUCAUCACCUGACUGUGUUGGUCACCGACCAUGGCACUCCACGCCGUAACGCCACAGCUACAGUUUACAUUACAGUCAGUGACCUUAAUGACAACAAGCCAUUCUUUCCCCAGUUGCCAUCAGGAAAGCAGCUGCACAUAAAGGUUCCAGAUGGCCAGCCAGGACAUAUGUUCGUGACUGCUGUUUACGCUAAGGAUCCCGAUGCAGCUAACAAUGGGUCCGUUGUGUACUGCAUGUCCUCAGAUGAUGAUCUCGAUCAUUUCUUUAUUAACAGUAGUAGUGGAGAAAUAUGGACAACUCAGAUGCUGUCAGCAAAACUAAGGUCCCACUAUCAGCUAACAGUCACUGCACAUGAUCAAGGCGUCCCCCCUCUGGAGGAAUAUGUCAUGGUUAACAUUGAGGUCAUUUCAACAUCCACAGAGAAAUAUAAAGAUCUCAUUGAAGUCAAGACCAUAAAGAUUCCAGAAAAUGUGAAACCAGCUCAAAGGAUUGGUUCAGUAAAGUUGCAUAAGGAUACCAAUUCUAAGCUCCUAUAUCGACUAUCUGAAGAAGACCUCAGCAGUCAUUUUGCUGUUGACAGUUCCAAUGGAGAUAUUUAUCUUUCCAGACCAGUAGAUUAUGAAACAAAUGCUCAAUAUAUGUUACAUCUUAGCAUACAAGAUCACAACAAGAUACCUCCAAAGAGCCAUUCUGUCAUCCUAAAGAUUGAUGUUGAAGACCAAAAUGACCAUUCUCCUUUUUUUCCCGACCAUCUUGUAAUCAUCGGGAUUGCAGAAAAUGUUCCUAUUGGAACUGUACUGUAUACAUUUAAAGCUAAAGAUGGAGAUGGCAAAAUAGACAACAGCAAAAUUAAGUAUUCAUUAAACACUGGAGGAGGAAAAGAAAAUCCCUUUGUUAUUCACGAAUGGGAUGGAAUCUUGACUACAAACCAAGCUCUGGACAGGGAAACAGAGGAGUCAUUUAUCCUGACAGUGAUUGCAACAGACCAGGCAAAUAACAUAACACAGCGCCGACACUGUUCACUGACAGCUCAGAUUAUCAUUCAAGACGUCAACGACAACCGUCCAAGUUUCCUAUCACCGCCUGCUGCUUCUGUAAUGGAGGACGCAGAAGUUGGCUCACUCAUACAUCGAGUAGUGGCUGAGGAUCUGGAUGAGGGAAGGAAUGGAAAAAUAACAUUUCACAUCAAGGAUGGAAAUUCAAAGCAAGUUUUUUUGUUGGAUGAAUCAACAGGGUGGCUCAGCUUAUCCACUACAGUUGACCGUGAGAUCCAAGAACAUUAUACUUUAACCAUCUUGGCCACAGACAAUGGAAAUCCAGCUCUCUAUGCAACACAGAUUGUUACAGUCAUGGUUACUGAUGUAACUGACGUGUUACCGACAUUCAAGCAACUCUUGUAUGAAACUGAGAUUCCCGAAAACCUCGAGCCUGGACAGCAUGUGAUGAAGGUUGAAGCAGAGGACAGUGAUUCAGGAGUCAAUGCUGCACUUACAUAUCACAUUUUGCCCGGCCCAGCACAUGGAUUUUUCAGAAUAAAUCCAAAUACUGGAGAGUUGAUUACAGCCGCAUCAUUUGACAGAGAGAAGGAGGAUCAUUUUAUUAUUAAGGUCCUGGUGACAGAUGGCGGAUCCCCAUCAUUCUCCGGUUCAACCACCAUUGUGUGUAGAGUGCUGGACGAGAACGAUAAUGCUCCUGAGCUCUUACUUCCUGAGGCUGAGAUCCAUGUCCCAGAAAACCAAGAUCUGGGAAUAAUUCACAAAGUGUUGGCCGUAGACAAGGAUGCUGGCAACAAUGGCAGAGUACAAUUCCAAAUAAUAGGUGGAAACACGGGCGGAUAUUUUGCCAUCAAUAACACGUCAGGCGAGCUUCGGACCACCCGUAGCCUAGAUAGAGAGGAUGUCAGCAGUUUCACCAUUAUCGUGGAAUGCCAUGACCUGGGCAGCCCCAAGAGAAGUACCACAGCCAAACUGCAUAUUAAAGUCUUGGAUGAAAAUGAUAAUCCACCGACAUUUCCUAAGAGCCAGUACCGCACAUCUGUUAGAGAGGAUCUAGCUGUUGGAUCAGUGGUUCUUAGUCUUCUUGCAUUUGAUGUAGAUGAAGGCUUAAAUGGUGAAGUUAAAUACUCCUUGAUUGAUGAUACUCAAGGUGUUUUUGUUAUCAACAAUACAAAUGGAAACAUUGUAACUGCAAAGACUUUGGACCGAGAAUUAAAACAUCAAUAUGUGUUUCGGGUUGAAGCUAGUGACAAUAGUAUAUAUAGUCCAUUAAGUUCCACUAUUAAAGUUUUAAUUCAUAUUGAAGAUGUAAAUGAUAAUAGCCCUUCAUUUUUGGAGGAUCUUGUUCAAGGUCUAGUUUCCUAUGAAUACUUAGUCAAUACAACGAUUGCUACCGUUCAUGCAAGUGACCCAGACCAUGGCUUGAAUGGGACAGUGGUGUACAGUCUACUGGAAACCAAUCCAGUUUUCUUUAUCACUCAAGAUACAGGGGAGAUUAGACUUCAGACACCAGUCUCCCAUACCUUCAAGAACACAGUUCUCAAGGUGAAAGCCUCAGAUCUUGGUACACCAAAGAGGACGUCAACAAGUCUUGUGACCAUUGACCUGGAAGGGCAAGAGAAAGAUAUUUAUUUUGUGCACAAUGUUUAUGAGGCCAUCGUAUUGGAAAACAGCAAAGCAGGCACAGCAGUGGUGACUGUGGAAGCUAAACACUUUAAACCAUUUGACCAAUCUAUAUCCUAUAGAAUUGUCAGUGGGGACAAAGACACAUUUAUGCUUAAUUCUAAAACAGGCGACCUCACAGUGCGGACCCCUGCAUGUCUUGAUUUCGAAGCCAGAAAUAGGAUAAAUAUAAUCGUCUCUGCAGAGACCAGCAGCCUGUCGGUGACCUACUGCAGGGUGUCUGUGGAAAUCCAAGAUCAGAAUGAUAACCCACCAGUGUUUGACCAGGAUCAUCACAUUGCAUGGGUCCUGGAAGGUCAGGCCUACAACGUGGUUGUUAUCCAGGUUUUUGCAAGUGAUGCUGACAGUGGACCAAAUGGACAGAUAGAUUACACUAUUGUGGAUGGCAAUGAAAAUAAAGCCUUCAUGAUUGACUCAAGACAAGGUGUUCUCUCCACAAACGCUAUCCUGGAUCGGGAGAUAAAAUCUUCAUACAGGCUAGUCAUCCAAGCUGCUGAUAGGGGAUCCCCCAGUCUUUCUGCAACAAGUACAGUAACGGUAUUGGUCAUUGAUAUUAAUGACAAUGCGCCUACAAUACCUCCCCUGGAAACAGCGUUUGUUUCUGAAGAUGCUGCCCCUGGCGUCAGUGUAGUUUGCAUCUCAGCCAAUGAUGUGGACCUGAAGCCAAAUGUAUCGUAUAGUUUUACUGAAGAUGGAAAUCCUGGGAUGAAGUUUGCCAUUGACAAAUACUCAGGAAUUGUAAUGCUCAUUGAUUAUUUGGACUAUGAAGAAACAUCCCAAUAUCAUUUAAGGAUUCAGGCGUCUGAUAUGCUGCAUCUGGCUGAAGCACAACUCACCGUUAUAAUUCUAGAUGUCAAUGAUAAUCCUCCUUUAUUUACUAAAGAUUCCUAUAAGGCAUCAAUACCUGAGCUGACUGCACCUGAUACAUAUAUCAUAACAGUAUCUGCCACAGAUAGAGACUCGGAGAUGUAUGGUCCUGUGUCUUAUAGAGUUAUUUCUCCAUUAAAAGGAUUUGAAAUUAAUCCAACUACUGGUUCUGUGCAUACAGAUAUGCCAAUAGGAGUAAAGGAGAAAAGCACUGUGAUUCCUAUCUUGAUAGAAGCCGAAGAUAGUGGCAUACCACCUUUAACUUCUACUACUCUUCUGGAGCUACAAAUUCAUGAUGUAAACAACCAUGUCCCCUUAUUUUCAGAGAAAGUGUACCGGAUCAGUGUAAGUGAAGACGCUGUAGUUGGAGAGGCCAUUCUUAUCUUUACAGCUACAGAUUUGGAUUGGACUCAUGAGAAUGCUUAUGUUGACUUUUCCAUUAUCAGUGGAAAUCCAUACAAUCUCUUCAAUGUACAAAGCAUUGGGAUUCUUUCCCAACCUCCAUUUGUAGUCAUUGGGAAACUAAUCCUGAAUGGAAACUUAGACUAUGAGACAGACACCACCCACACGUUGGUUUUACAAGCUUCUGACCGGGGAGUCUCACUUUUAAGCUCUACUGCCACUGUUUUUAUAUCUGUUCUUGAUACCAAUGACAAUCCACCAAUAUUUCACAACCCGGAGUACCAUGUUAGUGUCAGAGAACAUCAUCCUUUAAAUAUGGAAGUUAUUAAAAUAUCAGCUUUUGACUAUGACAGUGGAGAUAAUGCUGAUAUAAUAUACAGUAUAAUUUCUGGGAAUGAUGGUGAAAUUUUCACAGUCGAUUCACACAACGGGACUGUCAUGCUAGGAAAGCCUUUGGAUUAUGAAAAUGUUAUGAACUUUGCUUUAGUUAUAAAAGCUACUAAUGGCUGGGGAACUAAAAAUGAUGAGGCAUUUACAAGACUCUACAUUACAGUACUUGAUGACAAUGACUUCCCACCUCAGUUCCUGUUUAACAGUGUAAGCUGUAGUCUGUCUGAAAAUAUGCCACCUUUCUCACCAGUGUGCACAGCUAAUGCCAUUGACUUAGACUCUGGACCAUUCGGUGCCUUGACUUACUCCAUUCAAUCUAUGUGCCUAAAUGAGCCUAAGCAAGAUAAGUUUUUCAUUGACUCAUUGACUGGGGAUAUUUAUACUAAGCACAAAAUCGAUUAUGAGACACAGAAAAAGUAUUGCCUUGUUGUUCAAGUGAAAGAUAGAAGUGAAUCCACAGCCUGUGUACUGGUUUAUGUCGAUAUAGAGGGACAGGAUGAGUUUCCACCUAUAUUCCAAGAGGAUCAAUAUUUAUUUGACUUACCAAAAGAAAACAAACCUGGACAAGUUAUAGGCCAAGUGGGAGCUUCAGACAAGGAUGAAGGACCUGAUGGGGUCAUCUACUUUAAUCUUGAAAAGCCUUCUCAGUUUUUCUCUGUCAACACAACUAGUGGUAUCCUGUCCUUAACAAAAAGUGUUCAAAAGAUAAGAAGUAAUACAAGGAAAAAUGAUGACAUUAUUGAGUUAGUCAUAAGAGCCCAAAGCCCAAAGCUAGACUCAAAGUCAUCGACAUGCACUGUUCGGGUUAACAUUUCAACAGCUCUAGAAGGUUACCCUGUUUUGUCAGCAAACAUACUUUCCAUCAGUUUCAGCAUUUCCUUUGUGGUUUUCUUGCUAUUGGCUAUAAGCCUCAUAGGAAUAAUUUUGAGAUAUAAGAGAAAAGAUGUUGUAAAUGCUUGUGGGAUAAAAGAAGUUGCUAUCCCUGCUCUUCCCAAUUCAAAUGGUAAAGACUGCAUGUCUGAUGAAUGUCCAAAGUAUGAAAAUAUCAAGAACAGCAUAGCUCCAGAUACAGCAGAAUGGUUGGGGUUAGUUGGCAUCAGAGAAAAGAAAGACACUGGGAACAAAUGCAGGAAUUCAGACUCGAGUGGUCAUGGCUCAACAGAAGGGGAAACUGCUGAAGAUGAAGAAAUAAAGAUGAUCAAUGAAUACCCCAUUAGAAAAGAAUCUAGCUCUGUUCUUAGUGAAAGAGCCUCACGAGUUCCAGACUCUGGAAUUCCAAGAGACUCUGAUCUUCUGUCAUGUGAGUCAGAUGAAACAGAUGUGGUGAUCGGGUCAGAAAGUGCAGAGAAUGUAGUGAUCCUCAAGGAGGAAAAUGGAAACGGAGAAUGCCAUGCAUACUAUAACUGCAAAAAGGAUUUGCCACCAACAAACCACAACAGUGAAAACAUCCCAAAGGACAAAAACUCUAUUCCAGACACCAGUCAGGACUACAUCUAUGUUCCUAUGUCAUAUGACUCCAGAUAUGGUUCUUUGGCAUCUUUAGUGGCCUCUGAUGAGGACCUAAGAGGAAGUUAUAAUUGGGAUUACCUACUUAGCUGGGAACCCAGGUUUCAGACACUCUCUUCUGUUUUCUGUGAUAUUGGUAGACUGAAAGAUGACAAGUUGCAUAGGCAUGUACCUAAGCAAAAGAAACCUUUCAUUUUUCCACCCCCAUUAAUCACAUCUGUGGCACAGCCCGGGAUAAGGGCAGUACCACCUCGAAUGCCAACUAUAAUGUCAGGACAGACAUUUGUAAAAUAUCCCCGCUCACCUUUUUUCUCUAAUUUGGCGUGUCAGCCUUCAACAAUGACCCCAACUUUUUCACCCUCUCUGUCCAUGCUCACAGUUCACAGUCCAUCAACCUCACCCAUCCGUUCCGACAUAGGAAUAAAUGGAACAUCAGUGCCUGCACUGUCUGAGGAACUAUUGCUACAACAAGAGUUUCAGGUAUGAGGCCCACAUGUGAUAGUCACACCUAUAAAAACUUGUGGGGACCAAGUAAGGCAUGUCUAUAAAAAAUCAUGACUCUGCAUUGUGUUUUGCUAGCUGCAUUUCAACUACCUAUAUGAAUGAUACGCAGUAAACUGUAGCCAAUUAAAUGGCUAAACUUGGUGACUGUUCUGCUUGUCUUAUUUGUCUGCAAGAAAACAUUCUGUAUCACUGCCUACAUUUUUGUAACAGAUUCCACAUUCUCCAGCAACCACAGUGCAUGCACAUUUCUGAAUUGAAAACCAUUUGUGUAAACUCAUUAUCAUAGGCCAGUAUUUACCAGCAUUUAGUUAUAUGGUAUAUUACUACUACUAGAAUUUAACAAUAUUUUAUGAAUAUUCUCCCUUAUGGUUUUGUGUGUAUAGUAUGAUACAUUACAUCAUUCAUAAAAGUAAAUUAAAUAAAUCUAGCUAAUUUAUAUUUUAACAACCUCUGAGCCAGUAAAAGUAGAGGAAACCUAUCCCACGAAAUGUCAGAUCACCCAUGGAUUCGUGGUAAGGUCACAAAGCUUUUCAGUUUUAGGAAAAUGCAAACAAAGUUGCAUGGGUGGCAUGCUGCCCUAGCUCUUAUUCUUUUUAAUUUGAUAGGCCAGGUUCAAAUCUGAAAGCAGUCCUACACUUUGGGUAUAUGUCAGAAAACUGGUCGAUCAGUAUGCCAAUGUACAGCACAGUGUACACCUCUGGAAUCCAUAGAUUUUAAUGUAUCAAAUGUAGUCUAAAAGUGACUACAUUCAGCACAUUUGCAAGCGUAUGCCUUUUUUUGAGAGUUAAAAGUUAACCUUUAGGCUACAUUUGAUACAUUAAAAUCAAUUAGUUGUGCAGGGGGACCCUGUUAUUUAGGUUGGCAUACUUGUUGGCCGGUUUUUCAAUGUAAACCACGAGUGUAGGGCUAGUUUCAGAUGUUAACCUAGUUUUAGUAAGACUGAAAGUACAGUAAAUAAAGUACAUAAGGCAGAAUACACAUUUUAAAAGUUGUUCAAUACAAUUUUUCUAACAGCUCCUCAUCAGCAAUUUGCUAUGUUCUCCCCUAGAGGCAUUGUUUGAAGGGAAGAAUACGGUAGCUUGUGAUAAAACUAUAUAGUGACACAUGGAAAGCCUACUGAUCUAUAGCCCAGACCAUCGAUGCUUCUUGUGCCACAGUCCUUGUGUUUAGCAAAUUGAUUCGAGUUUAGUUUUCAUUUUGAUGGUUGGAUUCCACGUACAAUUGGUCAUUUGGAUCCCGGCCAGUGCUAAUCUUAUGUGCAGGACAGGGUCUAGAGCUAAGCUCACAUCAAGUUUUAAAGCAGCUAUUGAGAAACAACAAGAAACCACAUAAAAUCAGCACAAAGGAAACAGGUAAAGUGAUUAAAGUUACUAAACAUUUUUAUGUAGACUUAAGCUGCAAAUUGCUGUUAAAAGCAGAAUUAUACUUUAAAGGAGUAAAGACAUCUUUAUGGGAGUGCCGGAUAUCUCCGGCUCUUCCAUAGAGAUGCAUGGAGGGGCGUGUCGGCCACCGAUUUGUGCCAAGAUUGACACACUUCAUGCAUGCGGAUAGCCGGGUCACCAGGCAGGAGGUUGCAGGGGAUCCCAGUGGUCAGACCCUCUUCUGUCUGAUACUUAUCUCCUAUCCUGCAGAUAGGGGAUAUGUUUUUUAGACUGGAUAACUCCUUUAAUCUGGAUUGUGAUACUCCAAUCUGCCAUAAUGUCUCUUGUUGUUAAAUGUUCAAACCCUUGCCAUAUGUGAAUUUAUAAAACAAAACAAUUGUUAUUUUGUUAGCAUAUGAAAGCUAUUAUCUAUGCUUCAUUAAAUCUAUUUAACAGAAAUUGUGAUAAUAUUGUAACUUUAAUGUAUUUACUUAAGGGUUCUAUCAUAUUGUAUUAUCUAUGAGAACAUUUAUUUUUUUACAUAUAUGAGCAUAAAAUAUCUUUUCAUCCUAUUGCCUAAAGUGGCAUAACGUCCCAUAACUUUUGUUAGUCUACUGUAAAGUUUUCUAUUAAUAUAUUGUGCCCCAUCAUCAUUAUCUGAUCUUAACCAAUAACCAAGAAUGUAUAAGAACAAAAUAGCCCACAAAAUGUAGCUUAUAAAUGUAUAAAUGUUUUAUACAUUUACCACCAAAUAUUUUAGCCUGAUGCCUUUAUUGGGCUAUGUGAGUCAUGUACUUCUGUUGAUCGGAAGUGCACAAUAUCACACUAGAAGAUUGUAAAAUAUGUUGGAACAUCUUAUCACCUAAAACUUUAUUCGUUGCAUAAAAUAGGAAUGUACUAGGUCCUGCUGUGCCCCGAUAUGUUAUGGAUACCUCACCAAGUUAGAUUGCAUUGAGUUCUCUUCCAUUUACAUUUUUAGACAGUAUUACUUUACUCUUUUAUCCUAAAACCGAAAAAGGAAAAACAAAACAACAACAAAAAAAAAAUCACAAGUUAAAAACAUAUUUAAAAGUAUUUUGAAUGCCAUAGAGAAUCAGCUCACCAUAUUGAACUUUAUUAAUGACUGGUUGAUAGAGAAAAUAUAGAAAAAUAAAGAUUUGAGAAUUACGGUACAUGGGUUACAUGGGCAUGCCUUGUGGAAAUGUAUACACAAUGGAGAGAAUUAUCAAAACCAUUGCAAUCAAAUUAAUGUCUGGAAAAUAAGAACUAGAAUCUCAUUGGCUAGACAUGAUACAUGCUCUCCAUUGUGGCUGGCUUCAUCAUGUCUUGUUUGACCGGUGCUUAAUGUUAUUCAGGAAUGGCUACAGUCUACAGUUUCCUGAUGUUGAUAUAAUACUUAUCCACUGAGCUCUUUAAAGGAGUACUCCAGUUCAGGAAUACUUAUCCCCUAUUCAAAAGAUUCAGGGAUGGGGGGGGGGGGGGGGAGAACCACAGGGACCCCUUGCAAUCUCCUGCAUGGCACCCCGGCACACUGUAUCUUCUACUUUCACUUAAAGAUACAUGGAGGUGAGGUGUUGGCCAUCGCCUCGUGCGGGGAGCAACAUGCUCCCUUCCUGGGGACUGCUGGGCUCCCAUGCAGGGGAUCGUGGGGGGGGUCCCCAGUGGUCAGACCCCCUGCAAUCAGGCACUUAUAGGGGAUAAGUGUUCCUGCACUGGAGUACUCCUUUAAUAGAAGUUCAAUGGUGCAUAGAUGGUAAAUUGCAUAUAAUGCUUAAUAAGUUGUCUAAAAAUGUAUUGUAUAAUCUUACCCACUAUGGGAUCUAUUUUGAGAUGUUGAGUGGGGCAAUGUUACAAGCUGUAAAUGUAACUUUUAAUGAUGUUUACCAAAUUAUUUUCUAUUUUAUAUGUACACAGCAUUCAGGAAAUAUUAUGAAUAAAUGAAAGAAGGGAUAUUAUUUUUCAGACUGAACCAAAUGUAUUAAUAGCUGUGUUUUAAAUGCAAUUUUCAUUUUAUGCCAAAAUAAAGAC
Molecule: messenger RNA, 14438 nt
Organism: Hyla sarda
Lineage: Eukaryota; Metazoa; Chordata; Amphibia; Anura; Hylidae
Gene: DCHS2
Product: dachsous cadherin-related 2
Exons: 20
Coding region: 526-11031 (3501 amino acids)
Biological process (GO): homophilic cell-cell adhesion
Cellular component (GO): plasma membrane; cell-cell junction
Molecular function (GO): calcium ion binding
Source: RefSeq, a predicted model, not a curated record